Fulmarus glacialis (Northern fulmar) is the source of this 1235-nucleotide messenger RNA. It is a transcript of the gene LRIT2, whose product is annotated as leucine-rich repeat, immunoglobulin-like and transmembrane domains 2. The record is from RefSeq and is a predicted model, not a curated record. Lineage: Eukaryota; Metazoa; Chordata; Aves; Procellariiformes; Procellariidae. The annotation marks the transcript as partial. Gene Ontology annotation, molecular function: protein binding. The transcript has 4 exons.
UCUUUUUCUGGCCUUCCACAAGAUAAACCCAUCUGUUUCAUCUUGUGUCACCGGAUGCUCUUGUUCUCAAAACACCUUUGGAAGGAGUUUGCUCUGCAUGUCUGCACUGCUGAGGCAGAUCCCUGCAAACAUCCCUCAGGACAUCCGGAAAAUUAGAAUAGAAAAUUCUCACCUAACAGAAUUGCCUCGCGGGUCUUUUGAGAACAUUAGUGCCUUGGAGUAUCUCUGGCUCAAUUUUAACAACAUCACAGUGAUGCACAUCAAGAGCCUGCAAUAUCUGCAGGCUCUGAAGGAGCUUCGUUUGCAAGGGAACAAACUAAGUUCGGUGCCAUGGACAGCAUUCCAAGACACCCCAGCUCUGAAAAUCCUGGAUCUGAAACACAACCGGCUGGAUGUCCUUCCAGAACAUGCGCUCCGCUAUCUGCCCAACCUGACCUAUUUAGACCUAUCCUCAAAUCAGCUUACCGUCAUAUCCAGGGAUGUCUUCUAUAGCUGGCCCGUCUACCAGAGAAGCCAGAAGGUGGAGGGGCAGACAGAAGCUAUUUCCAAUGCCGUCCUGGCCCUUCAUGACAACCCCUGGAUUUGUGACUGCCGCCUGCGGGGAUUUGUCCAGUUUAUCAAGUCGGUUGGCCCACCUAUUAUUCUGAUGAAUUCCUAUUUAACUUGCUCAAGCCCGAAAUUCAGGGCAGGGAAGUUUUUUCAUGAAGUAGAGCUCAACAGCUGCAUGAAGCCACUGACCUCAGCCCUUGACACCAACCUGACAGUCCCGGUGGGGCUGAACGUCACCCUGACCUGCUUUGUGCAAGCCAGCCCUUCCCCAGCUGUCUGGUGGACCUAUGCACUCAAACUUUUAAGGGCAUUUAAUGUGUCCACCGAGCCCAUCAGCGAAGAGACCGUCCGCUCAGAGCUGCUGAUCCCAGCGGCACGGCCAGCAGAUGCCGGCAACUACACCUGCACGGCUGCCAACUUCUUGGGCAACAGCAACCCCUCGGUGGCCAUCCCCCUCCGUGUGGCGGCCCCGUGGGCGCCCACCACUCCCCUGAGCUGGGCCCCCAUCGCCCCUGCUGAGCCGGGUGCCCACGUAGAAGUGCGCAUUGCCAAGCAGACGGUCUACGGCAUCACGCUGGAAUGGUUUGCGGCGGCGGCAGCAGCAGCAGAGCCAGGGGAGACCUGGUACACCCUCCUGGUGGGCCGCUAUGACGCUGCCCAGAAGGACACGAUCUACAUCGGCCCCG